Molecule: messenger RNA, 2136 nt
Organism: Leptopilina heterotoma
Lineage: Eukaryota; Metazoa; Arthropoda; Insecta; Hymenoptera; Figitidae
Product: glutathione peroxidase-like
Exons: 5
Coding region: 891-1496 (201 amino acids)
Biological process (GO): response to oxidative stress
Molecular function (GO): glutathione peroxidase activity
Source: RefSeq, a predicted model, not a curated record
AGUUUAUUGUAAAUUGUUCGUUCCUUCUUGCAACUUGCAACUUCCUGUUUGAGUCAUCGAAAUAGCCGGUUGUUUCUAUAAUUUCGUCCGGAUUUAGAUUAAUAAAGGUCUGAAAAUCCUUACGAGAGUUAUAUAGAAGUAAUUUUUCCACCAGUAUGAGAAUAAUUGACCUAUCACAAUAAUUGAAAAAAAAGACAAAGGAGAAUAAAGAGUGUAAUUACUUCUUGGAAAUGAAAAGCUAGUUUUAUCAGUACAACAAAAAAACAAUCAAUUAUGGACGUGAAGAAUAAUUGUUUAAUUUGAACAAUUGAGCCAAAGUCGGUGUAUUUAAUUUUUCUAAAAAGGAGAAUAAGAAGAGUGCGGCAUAAAAAAUUAUUUUUAAGCAAACAUCAAUUUUUUCGGCAAAUGUAAACAGUUUUUGUAAAUUCUGCUUACGCGAAAUAUUUGCAAAAAACCGGUUUCUUAUUGCAAAUAAUAUACACAUAUGAAAAUAGAAGGAGCUAUAAAGACCGGUUUGGCCUAGACCUUGGUCUUUUUUUUUUGUUCUCGAUUUAUUCCUGAAAUCGUUGAGGAGAGAUUAAUCGCACGCGCAUGCUCAAUUUUUUAAACAUGAGGACACAAAGUAGGAAUAGAUAAACUGGGAUGCAAGAAUAUAUAUAAUACGUGUUGUAAAGAGAGGAAAUUGCAUAUUGGAAUACGUACUACUGACUUGAGAAGAGUUGCUAUUCAACUUCAGUCCCAGAUUCGUAAAGACCUUCAUUGGGUUAACAACUGUUUAACGUUCAUUGUAGAGACUUUUGAUUGUAAAAUUGCUGUCUUCUUCAAACUUCACAAUUUAUUUGAACUAUUAAUUUUCAAUCGACAGGAGAGAAAAAAAAAUUGUUGGCACUAUGAUUCGCCUGGGAUUUUGUCUCGUCGCCAUAGCAGCGCUCAUUCUUCAAGGAGAAUCAGACGACUCGAAAAAUUUCAAUCAAGAAAAAGAUUGGAAGACAGCCACCUCCGUCUAUGACUUUCAUGCAAAGGAUAUCGACGGAAAUGACGUUUCCCUAUCGAAAUAUAAGGAUUCCGUUCUCAUUGUUGUCAACGUUGCGACAAAUUGCACAUUGACUGACGCCAAUUACGAGCAAUUGCAAAAACUCUAUCAAACUUAUGGCGACGCGAAGGGAUUGAAAAUUCUUGCCUUCCCUUGUAAUCAAUUCGCCGGACAGGAGCCAGGAACACCGCAGGAAAUUAAGAAAUUCGUCAAGGAUCGAUUCAAUGUCACUUUCGAUAUGUUCGACAAAAUUGAAGUCAAUCAAGAGAAUGCACAUCCCCUUUGGAAAUGGAUGAAGUCACAGCCAAAAGGCGCCGGCACCAAUGGAACACAAGAUAUUGAAUGGAAUUUCACGAAAUUUGUCAUUAAUAAGAGUGGACAAGUUGUCACUAGAUUUGCACCUCGUGUCGAACCAAAUCAAAUGAAAGAGACACUCGAGAAACUUUUCGACGAAAAGGUCUAAGAGUGGAAUUGAUUUUUCGUUAAUUUUCGUUUUCUUUCACAUUUGUAUAAAAGUAGACAUUUUUUAGAGUUUUUGUUAUAGAUUCACCAUGUCCUUGAAUUUUAGCGUCGAAAACUAUUAUUUGAGAUUUUUACUUAAGAAAAUGUUAAUAAUUGUAACAAAGGUUCAAGAAGUUAGAAAUUCUAAUAUUCAUUAAAUUCUAAUACUUCUUUCAUUCACUUAUUAAGUUAACAUUUUUUUCAGGACACUUUUUCAAUUAUGCAAUAAUCUUUAAAAAAAAUGUUAAAUUCUUUUUCCUUUUGUGGAAAAAAUAGUUUUCGACGCAAAAUUCAGGGAAUUUGAAAAUAAUUUUAAUUUUUAAAUUUGAAAUUAUUUUUUAAGUUUCUUCAUACAGUUAAUUUUUCAUCUUAGUUAAUUUUUUUUUAAAAGAAAUAUUCACUUUUAUGAAAAAAAAUUCCCAAUAGGAAUUUGUAAAUAUAUACGACUUUUUAAGUUUUUAAUUUUAAUUUUAAUUUUAAUUUUAUUUUUUAUUUUAAUUUUAAUGUUUUCAUUUCUACCACGAAAAUAAAAAUUUUAUUAAAUUGUAAGAUUUACUGAUUUAUUCGAUAAUAAAAGAAACAAAAAAUUGCUUGCAAGUAAA